Molecule: messenger RNA, 1743 nt
Organism: Colius striatus (speckled mousebird)
Lineage: Eukaryota; Metazoa; Chordata; Aves; Coliiformes; Coliidae
Product: acyl-coenzyme A synthetase ACSM4, mitochondrial
Exons: 13
Coding region: 1-1743 (580 amino acids)
Biological process (GO): acyl-CoA metabolic process; fatty acid biosynthetic process
Cellular component (GO): mitochondrial matrix
Molecular function (GO): fatty acid ligase activity; fatty-acyl-CoA synthase activity
Source: RefSeq, a predicted model, not a curated record
AUGAAGUUGUUGGUUAAAUUACAAACUCUCAAAUCUUUGUGGACUCUGAAGCCUCCUAAUAGGACUUUCCAUGGACACCUCAGGCUGCUUGCCUCUGAUGUAUAUUCACAGUAUGAGUCUGUCAGAAGGGGAGAGCAGGAAAUACCAAAGUACUUUAACUUUGCAAGUGAUGUACUGGACAAAUGGUCUGAGAUUGAAAAGACUGGAAAGAGACCAUCAAACCCUGCCUUUUGGUGGGUAGAUGGAAAAGGAGAAGAAGUGAAGUGGAGCUUUGAGGAGCUGGGGUUCCUGUCUCGAAAAGUGGCCAAUGCACUGACUAAAGUAUGUGGACUGCAGAAAGGGGACAGAAUUAUUGUGAUCCUGCCACGAAUCCCUGAAUGGUGGCUGCUGAAUGUGGCUUGCAUGCGAGCAGGAAUUGUCUUAAUGCCAGGAAUAUCCCAAUUAUCAGCCAAAGACAUCUUAUAUCGACUCCAGAUGUCAAAGGCUACAUGCAUCAUCACCAAUGACACACUGGCUCCUGCUGUGGAUGCAGUGGCAUCUGAGUGCCAGCUUCUGAAAACCAAGCUAAUUGUGUCUGAAGGCAGUAGGGAGGGAUGGCUGAACUUCAUGGACCUGUACAAGAACCAAUCUGCUGACCAUGCCUGCGUCAAAACAAGGAUUGAAGACUCAAUGAUUAUUUUCUUCACCAGUGGAACCACGGGUUUUCCAAAGAUGGCUGAACAUUCCCAGGGCAGUCUUGGUUUCAGACCCCUUUUAAGUGAAAAGUACUGGGUGGAUUUGACUCCUUCAGAUGUGAUAUGGAGCACAGCAGACACAGGAUGGGUAGUAUCUUCACUGGCAUCUGUUUUUGAUCCCUGGGUUUUUGGAUCAUGCAUCUUUAUACAUAAAUUAUCACAGAUUGACUCAGCAGCCAUCCUAAAUACCCUCUGCAGAUUCCCCAUUGACGCACUGGUUGGUGCUCCAACACUGUUCCGCAUGCUGGUGCAAAAUGAUCUCUCCAAGUACAAAUUCAUGAAGCUGAGGCAAUGCAUGAGUGGAGGGGAGCCACUCAACCCAGAAGUCAUGGAGCAGUGGAAAAGCAAGACUGGGCUGGACAUCCAUGAAAUAUAUGGCCAGACUGAAGUAGGAAUAAUCUGCUCUGUUUAUAAAGGAAUGAAGAUUAAACCUGGAUCAAUGGGGAAAGCAGCUCCCCUUUAUGAUGUUCAGAUCAUAGACAAAAAUGGCAAUGUUCUGCCUCCAGGACAACCGGGGGAAAUUGCUGUCAAAAGCAAACCUAUAAGACCACUUGGGUUUUUCUCUGAAUACGUGGACAACCCUAAGAAAACUGCAGAAAGUGAACGUGGGGAUUUUUACGUCACUGGAGAUAGAGGGACUAUGGAUGAAGAUGGGUAUUUUCAGUUUAUCGGAAGGGACGACGACAUCAUCAUUUCAUCAGGAUAUCGCAUCGGGCCUUUUGAAGUAGAAAGUGCCCUGAUAGAGCAUCCAGCAGUAGCAGAAACAGCUGUUGUCAGCAGCCCAGAUUCCCUCAGAGGAGAGGUUGUGAAAGCAUUUGUGGUCCUAUCUCCAACCUUUUCAUCCAGUGACCUCGAGAGCUUAACCCGUGACUUGCAGGAGCAUGUCAAGAAAACUACUGCUCCAUAUAAAUAUCCUAGAAAGGUGGAAUUUGUCCAAGAGCUGCCAAAGACAAUCACUGGGAAAAUCAAGAGGAACGAAUUAAGAAACAAAGAGUGGGGUCAGAUGUAG